Messenger RNA from Aplysia californica (California sea hare), 391 nucleotides. RefSeq names its product endoglucanase E-4. The record is from RefSeq and is a predicted model, not a curated record. Lineage: Eukaryota; Metazoa; Mollusca; Gastropoda; Aplysiida; Aplysiidae. Gene Ontology annotation, molecular function: hydrolase activity, hydrolyzing O-glycosyl compounds. Gene Ontology annotation, biological process: carbohydrate metabolic process.
AUGGCUUUCAUCUCGCUUGUGGCCGCUGCGCAGGGAAUUGAACCCGAUCGCUACCGCGUGUGGGCCAGGAGUCAGAUCAACUACAUGCUUGGAGACGGCGGGCGAAGCUACGUCAUCGGGUUUGGCCACAACCCGCCCACUAGACCUCACCACGCCUCCAGCUCUCCGUUAUGUGGAGCUUCAGAUGACGUUGUGAAGAGAAUGACGUCAUGGACACAUGUGUUUACGUCACCGAAAAUUUGCCCUCGCGAGCACGUGACUCCGGUAACAAGGACAGCCUCGUAGGCACCUGCACCUAACUAGGAUGGACGUUUCAUAAUUGCUAUGUUAGUUUUGUUAUGUGUAGACUUUUCGUCCGAUGCAAUGUUAGUUUGCCAAAUAAACAGCAACA